AUGGAGAAGCAUGGCAACAGCUGGAGUCGAGGAGUAGAGGGAGAGAAACAGCAAGAAGCCAUUCGGCCAGAGAGAAGAAAAUUCUCUCAAGUUGUCUUUGCUUUUGGAAUACUCCGUCGUCUCCAAACUGGGUGUAGGCAUGGCCAAACCAGUAUAAAUCUUGGUGUUCUUGUUGGGUUGGUUGACGCUUCCGCACAACAUAUACUCCUACUUCCAGAAAGGAAGUCUCGCCUAUACAUCUCUCUCUCUCUCUCUCUCUUUCAUCGACUCAAAGGAAAGGAAGAAGCUGCGAGAGAGAUGGAGUCGGACGAAGAACAAGAGUGGGUCCCAUUGAAGAAUAGACCGGAGUGGUCGGACGUCGUUCCGGUUGAGCAAGACGACGGCCCGAACCCGGUCGUCCCCAUAGCCUACAAGGAAGAGUUCACAGAGACCAUGAACUACUUCCGAGCCCUCUACAGAGCCGAUGAGCGAUCCCUUCGUGCCCUUCAGCUCACCACGGAAGCCAUCAAAUUGAACUCAGGAAACUACACUGUUUGGCAUUUCAGGCGUUUAAUACUGAAGGCGCUUAGUGCUGAUUUACAGAAUGAACUUGAUUUCACUGAAGAUAUUGCAAAGGCUAACUCAAAAAAUUAUCAGUUAUGGCAUCAUAGACGGUGGGUUGCUGAGAUAUUGGGAACUAAUGCUACAAGGCAGGAACUUGAGUUCACCAAGAAGAUACUUUCCCAUGAUGCUAAACAUUAUCAUGCUUGGUCUCAUAGGCAGUGGGUUCUUCAGGAGCUCGGAGGGUGGGAGGAUGAACUUGACUAUUGUCAUGAGCUCCUUGAAGAAGAUGUCUUUAACAAUUCUGCUUGGAAUCAGAGAAAUUUUGUCAUUACAAGAUCUCCAUUCCUGGGAGGCCUAAAAGCUAUGAGAGAGUCUGAAGUGUCUUAUACUCUGAAGGCCAUUGUAGCCCACCCUGAGAAUGAAAGUUCAUGGAGAUACCUUCGGGGGCUUUACAAAAAUGACAAUCAGUCUUGGAUGAAGAAUACUCAAAUAUCUUCAGUAUGCUUGAAGAUUUUAAUUGCCAAAACCGACUGUAUCUUUGCUUUAAGCACACUUUUGGAUCUCAUAUGCCAUGGUUUCCAAGCAAGCCAAGAGUUCAGAGAUGCCGUGGAUGCUCUAAGAAAUUCAGACUUGGCACAAGCAGAAUCUGACUUGGCCAAAACUAUUUGCUCUCUCUUGGAAACGGUCGAUCCAAUAAGAGUUAACUAUUGGAAGUGGCGUAAGAGCAUGCUUUGCCAAGAUGCUAACUAA
Messenger RNA from Prunus armeniaca (apricot), 1293 nucleotides. The record is from the annotation of a GenBank genome assembly. NCBI's taxonomy places the organism in Eukaryota, Viridiplantae, Streptophyta, Magnoliopsida, Rosales, Rosaceae.